Molecule: messenger RNA, 2136 nt
Organism: Saccostrea echinata
Lineage: Eukaryota; Metazoa; Mollusca; Bivalvia; Ostreida; Ostreidae
Exons: 8
Coding region: 52-1323 (423 amino acids)
Source: RefSeq, a predicted model, not a curated record
GUUGCUUUACAAUCUUAUUGACUACUCCCUAGAAGUGUUUAUAUCGCAGUCAUGCCGGAGAAGAUGUGGAAUACCCAGUAUAUGGAAGAUUUCAACAAAAAACGGACAAGAAGCAAAACGAAGAGUACGCCAACAGAAGCCUGGCGAUACAGCAAUCCUCAACCCAAAAAGGACUUUUUGGACUCAAGAAGACCAAAAACAGCAGGAACAAACUCUUGGUAUAUAAAAAAAGCACAGAAGAAUUUAGAGGAACGGUCACGUGCCAGCGACGUAGCUAGUCCAUUCAUCGACAGCUUCAGUAAUAUGUUAAACGAUGAAAAUGGUCCUUACCAGGGGACUUUUAUGGAAAAUUAUAUCAGUCCCUACCCUACUCCUUGCCCCAGUCGCCUACACACACCGGCCCCACCCACAGACCUACAAAUAUCGGGGGAGAAGAUCCUACUGAACAAUAAAGAAAUCUCGAAACAAUAUUUGUUAGAGCUAUACGAGCAAGCCAUGGCUAAAAAAGAAGAGGAAGAGGAAAAAGAAGAAGAAAAGACAGAAGAGAAGAAAGAAGAAGAAGUUGACAGAGGGCCAGUUGUCGAGCAGAGACCUAAGACUCCAGCACAGGAACUUCAUUGGAUUUGCUGGCCUGAACCAGAGCGACAAAAAGACAUACCCAAGAGACCUAAUACAGUUUUAGGCGUCCACAAUUCCGACGUAAAGGGUGUGGACACAGACUGCAUUGACCCUUGUCACCAACGGGAAUCCGCACGAGGAGCGCCUUUAACGUUUGUACCAGAACUUCAUUCGUGGGUGAACGCCACCACAGACUACGACAGAGAAACAGCUGCUAGAAUAAUGGCAAUGUACGGAUCCCUCGCCCCUCCCCUUCCCCCGGAAGCCUUGAGACCCCAGAGACAAGCCACAUUCACAUUCGGAAGUACUCGCAAGAACCAGUACAGAACAGUUCCCGACCCCCGGGGAUUUUAUGCACAGUCUUGGAUGCCAUUGUACGAAGACAUGAAUGCAUCAAACGAUAGAAGAGUCAGAGAAAUGGACAAACGACUGUCAGCAAGCGACACCUUACCACAAUUACCAAUGUUACAGCGUAGUAAUACAUGUACAGACAUGCGCCCAAUGCAGAGACGUAUCAUACGUUACCCCAAGUCUGAGGAGUAUGUACAUGAACAUAGUAUGUUUAUGACAACACAGCCAUUGAUACGUGGUCACUUUAUCAUUCAUCCAGACUGGGUGUCAGAACGACUCACAAAAAAGAGGAUGAAUUUAGCCAACAGAAAAGUUAGAAACGGUCUUAGAUACGGGACCUCGGAGGAGUACUAAAUCAAGCUAGCCUUUUAUCACAGUUAUAUUUAUUUAUUAUUGUUAGACUUUAACAAAUUUAACGAAUUUUUGCACUUAUACAAUCUGAUCAUGUUAAAGUUAUGACUGAAACUGCUGCUAAUGCAUUAGUCGUUUUUUUGGAUCAACCUACCAACAUACUGAGUGUGUCUAUGUUGCUGUGGCGUCUUCAACCCCAUUUUCCGACAUUCCUUUCGAAAUCUAAGGAGAAGAUGUCUAUCUCCUUGGUGACAGUGUCGUUAUUCGGAUUUUCUCCGCAUCUGUCUGAGGUGCUGACGUUAUAUAAUUGUUAUAUAUCUAGUCUCCUUGUGUGUGUUUUGUUGAGUGAAUAGAAAUACUCGCUUUUCUUGUGUUACAUACACUGUGAUAUUUAUCAUGUAAGGUGCACCUCUUUAUUCCUUUUUAUUUUAAAGAUUCAAUGCACAACCAUUAAAACAAAGAAAUGCAAGGAAACUUGUUCUACACAGAUUAUACAUACAUACAUACAUACAUACAUAUAUGUAUGUAUGUAUGUAUAUAUAUAUAUAGUCACACAAACGUUUUUAAAUUGUUUUUUUUUAAUUAUUAUUUUAUUUUGCUAUCAUGUUUUAUAUCACUCCACUGGUGUUAGAAGCUUUCGGUUUGAUCAUGUGAUUAGUCGAUUAUCACGUGACUCUUUUACCUAUAUCAGUAUUACUUUUGUAAAUUAGGUUUGUGUCGCAGUAGAUGUCACUUUAGUUGUAUUUUGAUAUUUUCCAAAAUACAAAGAUAAAUAAAUGAAAUACGAAUAUAUUUAUCAAUAAAAUUGUUAUUGUU